UUUACCCGCGGUCCGACGGUCUUCAGUACGUGCGCGCUGCCGGGUGAGUUUACAAAUGCAAAACCGCUGACCAAAACAAGGAUUUAUACUUAUAAGUAUUAUCAGGUUCUUAGGUCUGAAAUACCACCAAAAAGAAAGAGCUUGCCAAGAAGAUACAAAAUAUAUAUAUAUGUUAUCCAACAUGACCACCAUCAGAGUUUGGGCGAUCGUCACGCUGUUUGCCUGUACGGCUUACGGCCAAAGGAGACCACCGAAUUACCAGCAGAACGAAAUGCCGACCACUAGUUUUAGCUGCAAAGAUAAAAUCGUAGGCGGAUACUAUUCGGACCCAGAAACAGAUUGUCAAAUGUUCCACGUCUGUGUCAAUGUCGCCGGCGUCGGAGUCCAAGACUUCAGAUUCCUUUGUCCGAACAACACAGCGUUCGACCAAGAAAACCAGAUAUGUGACGACUGGUACAAUAUCGAUUGCGAAGCUGCCACGUUGUACUACAGUGACAAUUUUGAUUUGUACAGACUGGGUGCUGGAUCUCCGAGCCUAUCGGCUAAAGUCACGCCGAUUCCAUUGGGCCCUUCUAGCGCAUCGCCAAAGACUCAGAGCCCGCCUAAACCCAAGAAGCCGCUGCUGUCUUCCCCGGUCAACAACGCUGUGUCUGAACACGAUGACGAUUACUAUUUGCAAAGGAGCGAUUCGACGGACAGCAAACUGCAACAUGACUUGUUGCGCGGCAGUAGCUCAGGAAAUUUCUUUAGCAACAAAAAUCGCGGCCUGGAAGACGACGACUACGACGACACUAGAGUAGCGUCUUCAAAGGACGACGUGAAGAAAACACAAAAAACCAGAAAGCAAUUGACAGGAAGAAAACCUGUUGAACGUAUAUCCACCACAACAACCACCACCACCACCACCACCACUACAGGCUCUCCGUCGAGCACGACUACAUUGAGGCAACAAAACUAUAGACCAACCACCUAUCGAAGCAAAGACCGCGGUCGCAUUAAUUACAAGACUUAUCUGGACAAACAAGCCAAAACGGACGAUUACGAAUUUCAGAAAAUAAAGACUGUUCAAUCCAGUACUAUUGCACCGAUCAGUAAUACUUUCCAAACUACACAAUUCAACAACAACGCGUAUACACAACCCCCUCAAGUGAAUAACUUCAACCAAGCCAGAAACAUUGACAGUCAACGCACUUUCUCCAGUGUCAAUCAAUUUCAAUCAGCCAAAAUUAGUACGCAACCACCGAAAAAUAAUUUCCAAGGAAAUAAUUACUUUGCCAAAGUUCAAACUAGCAGUGCUCCUCAAAUUCAGAAUUUCCAACAAUCAAAUAAUGUGAAUCAAGCAUUCCAAAAUGUCAAUAAUCAAAACCAAGGACUCAGCAAUAAUGUAUACCAAGGUUACUCAACCACAAAUCAGCCAUUUACGACUAAUCAAAUAAAUCAGGGUUUCUCCUCGAAUAACUUCAACCAAGGCUUCCAGCCAAACAAUAACUUCAACCAAGGCUUCCAGCCAAAUAAUAACUUCAACCAAGGGUUCCAGUCAAACAAUAACUUUAACCAAAAUUUCCAAUUCAACAAAGUCGCUGCUUCACCUUCAACCCAAAUUUCUAACCAAAACCCGACUACUAAAGUCUACCAAACAAAUGCGUACCAAGGCAAUCAGCUCCCGAGUUCUACCGUCAAAUACAGUCAGCUGCCAGUUUCAAACUUCAACCAACAGCAGCCAGCUGUUAAUUUUUUCCAACCUUCGACCCAGUUCAGCUCUAACGUGUAUCAAACAUCGCAAGCGUCCACCCAAUUCCAACCGACAACGGAACAUUUUUCUAAAGACUACAAAGCGAAAUUCGACCCAUACAACAGCUACCAAAGGGCCAACGAAGAACCCGGCGAAACGUUGAGGACCGCGCAGAGCACAAACUUGAGACCCAGCGAUUUGAACGCCUUAUUUCAACCCAAACCGAAAACUAUUAACGCUACGCUUUCGGUCGGAUUCAAUUUCAAUCGAAAUGAUGGCGGUGUCGCAAAAUCCACAGUUAUCGUUACAUCUCCAACCACGCAAAAACCCAGGCCAUUCUCAGUGACUACACCGAUUCCAAGCACAACCACCACCACUACCACCACCCCCUCCUCCACCACCACUACUGUUCUUCCUUUGAAAAACAAUAAAGACUCCAAGGAUUCGUCUUAUGAUUAUGCAUAUUACGACGAUAGCAAUCAUAAUGAAUACGAAGACAACUUUGGUGAAGAUUUCGCUAGAACUAAAACCUUAAAAAAAGCAUAAAUAUUAAAUAUUAACAUAAGUCAUACAAAUAAUGUAAUGUAAGUUGUUGUAAAUAAAUUAUACGUUUUUUUUA
Molecule: messenger RNA, 2351 nt
Organism: Adelges cooleyi (spruce gall adelgid)
Lineage: Eukaryota; Metazoa; Arthropoda; Insecta; Hemiptera; Adelgidae
Product: putative mediator of RNA polymerase II transcription subunit 26
Exons: 6
Coding region: 170-2278 (702 amino acids)
Cellular component (GO): extracellular region
Molecular function (GO): chitin binding
Source: RefSeq, a predicted model, not a curated record